CUCGGUUCCUCUGGCGCCUUAUUUGAAUGCGGGCCCCGGGUCAGCCCGGGCCAGGGGAGACCCCGCCUGGGACCGAGGGCUGACGGCUGAGGAGUCUCAAUUUCCCCCGACGUGAAAGCAUUGAGCAAAGCCAUGGCCCUUGUCCUUCUCCCUCCCGUGGCUCACCAGGCGUCCGUGACGUUCAAGGACGUGGCUGUGGACUUCACCCCGGAGGAGUGGGGACGCCUGCGCCCUUCCCAGAAGGAGCUGUACAGGGACGUGAUGCUGGAGAACUACAGGAACCUGGUCUGGCUGGGUAAAGAUGACUCCCUGGGCCUCAGAAGCUGCCCUUUUGGAGGGUUGCACUUCCUUUACUAUGUGGUGGGGUCUUUGUGACUGCUUUUGUUUUUGAGAUUGGGUUUCUCUGUCUUGCCUGGGCUGGCAGGGCAGCUGCCUCUCAUGGGCCCAGUCCUAAUGCUGCUCUGUUUCUCUGGCCCCUCCCUAGGCAUCCCAGUGGCCCCCCAUCCUGGGGACUCGCCACGUUGGUACCUAACUUUGUGCAGA
Molecule: messenger RNA, 543 nt
Organism: Vombatus ursinus (common wombat)
Lineage: Eukaryota; Metazoa; Chordata; Mammalia; Diprotodontia; Vombatidae
Product: zinc finger protein 527-like
Exons: 3
Coding region: 133-375 (80 amino acids)
Biological process (GO): regulation of DNA-templated transcription
Source: RefSeq, a predicted model, not a curated record